Messenger RNA from Nothobranchius furzeri (turquoise killifish), 9513 nucleotides. RefSeq names its product glycerophosphodiester phosphodiesterase domain containing 5b (gene gdpd5b). The record is from RefSeq and is a predicted model, not a curated record. Gene Ontology annotation, molecular function: cysteine-type deubiquitinase activity; glycerophosphodiester phosphodiesterase activity. NCBI's taxonomy places the organism in Eukaryota, Metazoa, Chordata, Actinopteri, Cyprinodontiformes, Nothobranchiidae. Gene Ontology annotation, cellular component: plasma membrane. Gene Ontology annotation, biological process: protein deubiquitination; positive regulation of neuron differentiation; lipid metabolic process.
UCGCCUCCCUCUACCAUCCUUUGUGUGAUGUGUAACACCUCCUGACCAUCCUACCACCUCCAAGCAUGGACCUGUUCUUUUAACAUCCAAACAUCUCCCUUUUUCUGCUUCGCCCUCCUUCUCCUUCUCCCUUCUUACUCCCCAAUCCUCCAACUGGAGGGGAGCUCAUAGUUGUCUGUCUCGACAGGCUCUAGUCCUGGGGAACUAAAAGGUGAGAAACGGAGGCGGCGCUGAGGAACUGUACGAGGAGCAUGGCUACGGCUAAGACAACCACUGAUGUUCACCUCCUCCUGUUUGGAUCUGCUGUAACAUGAAGCCAUGGUUCACCAGUAGGAACUCUCCUCAGGCCUGCUGAUGAACUCACACAUACCCUGUUGAUUUGUGUACAUGUUUGUUUUUCCUCUGACUACCUGGUGGGUGGAUCUGUGGCGAUGGAGGCUCACACAGGAUUUAAAGCACUUCUUAAAGACAUCUUCUGAAUCUGGGGGUUCCUGCUGCUACAUGGAAAUGUGAAGAGGCUCCUGCGGCUUUCUUUACAUGAAGCUAUUCUCCCAAAGCUGUUAAUUAUUAUUUAAGGACCGUAAAGCGUGGAGGUGAAUUUCUCUCUACAAAGCUUUUAUUCAGCAUGAUUCUCCUGCCUCCAUGCAGAAUAAUAGUAUUUAUAUUUAAAAACAAACUGUUUACAGAUGUCUUGCCUUCACCCAGUGCACGUGACGUAUUUUGAUACUCCCACCCGUCUGAUUAGUGCAUCCAUCAUGAGGAUCAUCUGAACUUCAUGGGAGCUGUGCUCCUGUGAAGCAAGAACUGGUCAAAAUGGUUUGCAGCUAAGUGUGUGUGUGUGUGUGUGUGUGUGUGUGUGUGUGUGUGUGUGUGUGUGUGUGUGUGUGUGUGUGUGUGUGUGUGUGUGUGUGUGUGUGUGUGUGUGUGUGUGUGUGUGUGUGUGUGUGUGUGUGUGUGUGUGUGUGUGUGUGUGUGUGUGUGUGUGUGUGUGUGUGUGUGUGUGUGUGUGUUUACCUUGUGCAGUGUUAUAUUGAGAGUGUUGUAAUAUAUCAAAGGUGAGCUUCUCCAGUGUUGGGGGACUUGGACUUGCAGUAUAUCUGUGGUGUUUUUAGUGUUGACUAAUGUGAUGCAUGUACCUGCUGGUGGGCUUAGAUUUGGGGAAUUAAACCAACUGAAGGGAACUUAUAGAUAUUUUAAUGCGCAGCACAUUCCAGAAUGGCUGCUUCCGUUUUAUUUUCUAUUUGUUUGAAUGGCUGAGAAGUAAAGAUGAAAUAACAUAAUAUUUUUAUGUAUUCUGUCGAUUUAUUGGUGUUUAUUCUUGCCUAUAUAAGUAGGUAUUCAAAAACAAACUAUACAUUUACUUUGUCCAGCCUGUUUAAGGUCAAAAGUCAGACAUUCUCCUUCAGGAUUUCUGGCAGACUGCAGCCUUAAACCAUCACACAUUUGACUGUUGGUGUAUGUUUCUGAAAUGGGAAACACCUCCCUGUUGCACUUAAGUGAGUAAGGAUGCUUUUCCAUCCUCUGCUGGAUCAAAACUGUUAUUACAGGUAGCGUUCAUAAAGUUAAACAAUAUAAAACUCAGCAGCACAUCUGUGGAUUCCUUACAAAUUAAUUAUACCACUUAAGAUUACUGCAGGUUUUAAAUUGGUGUUAACAGCAUAAUGAGAGUCUGAAAGUCUUCACUCAUACAAACUAACUACUAAAACUCAACAAAGCUAUUUUAAUUACGUGUUCAAGAUUAAAUCAAUGAGCUACAGCUGGAGCUAUUAGCAGAUAGCUACAAAACGGAACAUUUUAAGGCUUUAUUAAGAUAAGGAGGCUAAAUAUUAUCUAAAAAGUGGCUAAAAAGAACAAACAUGUAGUGCCAGCUUUCAGACACUAGAUGGCAGCAGCUCUCCAUCUUCCUUUUUCUAAAUGCUGUCCCCAUCCCAGCUCAUGAAGAAUGGGAACAAAAACAAAAGUGUUGCGUUUAUUUUAGUUAGGUGUAAAUGUGGUCAGCCAGGAAUUACUAAGUAGGUGAAAACAUGAUUUAGAUAUUUUUAUGUCGUUUUAUGUAUUUUAUUAGUGUAACUUGCACCCACACUAUUUAGAUAUCUGUUAUUUUAAUUCUGUUUGGAUAUAAAUGCCUAACCAGGGACAAGGGCUGUAAAUUAGCCUCAGGCUAGAAGCCUUAUUUAUAUUGCAUCUGUUGCUUAUGGUGGUAGUGUUUUGUUGUACAGUCCCUGUAAAAGUAAAGGACACACACACAUACAUGAUGUAAGGAGACGAACACUAAGGCAGUAAAACCUGGUACAAUGAACCAGAAAACGUACAGAAUGUCAAUGCUUUGAGUUGGUAAGAAAGCUAACCAUGAAUUACAAAGAACUACAAAAAAUACUGUAACAGGAAUUAAGCAGACCAAAACUAAAGCAGAAAACUAACAGAGUGUAAUGAAGCAUUACAAACAGCGGUCAGCCACAAAGUCGUCUUCCCUCACUGCAGGGUUUUAUGUUUACAGCCAGAUCUUGAUGAGUUUUGUGAAGAAAAUGUGAACUCAUCGCUAUAAUAACCUUUCUGUCCUGUUUUGCUACAGUUCCAGUUUUUAUAAUAAAAGAACUGAAAAACGGCAGUUAUUAAUAAAUCCUGUUACAUUUGAUCACACUGUUGGACUAACUAUAUCUGUUGGCCCUACUGGGGUUAUUUUAUAAUUUAAUUGUUAGACUAUCUCAUGUCUACACUUUAAUAGGUUAAGGCUGCUACAGCAGAUCUCUCAGCAUCUCAUUUAAUCUGUAGCAAUUAAUUGAAAUGUUAUUCAAAGCUGAUUUAGUUUUAUUUUUCAGCUGUUUUCAUUAUUCUAGAAGAGAAACAGACCUGCUGGGCAAAAUAGGGCAGUUUUAUUAUAUUUCAUACCCAGGUAAGGCACACAUGUUUAUCCUAUUUAUUUGUUCUAUUAUUUUUUUUUGAAUGAAAUAAAUGUGAGGGGGAUAAAAGUAGCCAAUCGUAGUAGAGCCCUUCUAGCCAAUCAGAGGCGAGAAAGGCGGGAUCUUCCUUGGACAUCCUACGAUUCCAAAGCUGGCAUUCAAUUCUGCUUGUAACCAAGCGAAAUCCCACGAGCUACGGUGUCCUGUUUGGAAAAACGUCUCAGAACUGCUGAGAACACAGAGAACACGCCACACACAUAAACAUGUUUAAAAAAAUAUUUGUAUCAGGCUAUUAUAUAGUGUUUUUUUGUUUAUUCGUUUUAGGAAUUUUUAUUGCAAGUAUGUUUAUUUUUCUAUGUACGUAUUUUGUGCUCAUAUGUAUGAAGUACUUGGACAUCGGGCCAAAUAGGAAUUUCAUUGUGCACAGACGUUUUUUUUUUAUUGUGCGAGGAAGUGUGCCACUGCGCAUAUGAAGCGUCAUUAUAAACAAAAGCACGUGCUUUGUUGCCAUGGUAACAACAACCCCUUUGAUCACCAGACGCUCCUGGAGCCUAACUAUUACGUCAUCUCCGCGCUUUGCUCAUUUGACUUCUGACGUCAUAGAGCGAGGACAUCUCUGCACAGACACACGGAUCUACAAACGUUUAGCUUUUCAUUUUCACUUUUCUCUCAACAAAUAUUAACUACAAACAUGCGUUUUGGAUUUAACACGUCACAUUUUGCUAAUGGUAUUAAUUUUAUCAAGAAAAAACUGAAAAAGAAGUCAAAACAAGUUCCCAUCCGAAAUAAUUUGACAGCGGAUGAAUUCAAAGAGAAUGUUACAGAGACGUCCGCUAAACCAAUGGAGGUUAAAGGGCUGGUGGACACUCUAUCCUGUAAUGUAGAAUAUUCUUCCACAGCUAUGGAUAAGAUGAAGAAAGAUUUGGAAGAUUAUCAGGUCACCAUUUUUUAUCUGGCUAAAGCCCUGAAAGAAGAAAAGGAGCAAAACAUUCAACUAAAGAUGUCUCUAGCUGCUGCUAUGGAUAAGAUGAAGAAAGAUUUUGAAAAUUAUCGGGUCACCGUUGUUAAUCUGGCUAAACCCCUGAAAGAACAAAAGGAGCAAAAUAUUCAACUAAAGAUGUCUCUAGCUGCUGCUAUGGAUAAGAUGAAGAAAGAUUUUGAAAAUUAUCAGGUCACUAUUUUUAAUCUGACUAAGGACCUGACAGAACAAAAGGAGCAAAACAUUCAACUAAAGAUGUCUCAAGUUGCUGCUAUGGAUAAGAUGAAGAAAGAUUUUGAAAAUGAUCAGGUCACCGUUGUUAAUCUGACUAAAGACCUGAAAGAACAAAAGGAGCAAAACAUUCAACUAAAGAUGUCUCUAGCUGCUGCUAUGGAUAAGAUGAAGAAAGAUUUUGAAAAUGAUCAGGUCACCGUUGUUAAUCUGACUAAAGACCUGAAAGAACAAAAGGAGCAAAACAUUCAACUAAAGAUGUCUCUAGCUGCUGCUAUGGAUAAGAUGAAGAAAGAUUUUGAAAAUUAUCGGGUCACCGUUGUUAAUCUGACUAAGGACCUGACAGAACAAAAGGAGCAAAACAUUCAACUAAAGAUGUCUCAAGUUGCUGCUAUGGAUAAGAUGAAGAAAGAUUUUGAAAAUGAUCAGGUCACCGUUGUUAAUCUGACUAAAGACCUGAAAGAACAAAAGGAGCAAAACAUUCAACUAAAGAUGUCUCUAGCUGCUGCUAUGGAUAAGAUGAAGAAAGAUUUUGAAAAUUAUCAGGUCACUAUUUUUAAUCUGACUAAGGACCUGACAGAACAAAAGGAGCAAAACAUUCAACUAAAGAUGUCUCAAGUUGCUGCUAUGGAUAAGAUGAAGAAAGAUUUGGAAGAUUAUCAGGUCACUGUUGUUAAUCUGACUAAGCAAAACAUUCAACUAAAGAUGUCUCAAGUUGCUGCUAUGGAUAAGAUGAAGAAAGAUUUUGAAAAUGAUCAGGUCACCGUUGUUAAUCUGACUAAGGACCUGACAGAACUAAAGGAGCAAAACAUUCAACUAAAGAUGUCUCAAGCUGCUGCUAUGGAUAAGAUGAAGAAAGAUUUGGAAGAUUAUCAGUUCACUAUUUUUAAUCUGACUAAGGACCUGACAGAACAAAAGGAGCAAAACAUUCAACUAAAGAUGUCUCAAGUUGCUGCUAUGGAUAAGAUGAAGAAAGAUUUGGAAGAUUAUCAGGUCACUGUUGUUAAUCUGUCUAAGCAAAACAUUCAACUAAAGAUGUCUCAAGUUGCUGCUAUGGAUAAGAUGAAGAAAGAUUUUGGAAAUGAUCAGGUCACCGUUGUUAAUCUGACUAAAGACCUGAAAGAACAAAAGGAGCAAAACAUUCAACUAAAGAUGUCUCUAGCUGCUGCUGAAAACAGGACGGUCUCGGCCCAAGCUGAAACUAGAAAACUUGAGCAGGAGUUAGAUAAGUGUCAAAGCGUUAUCAUAAAUUUGACCAAAAAGCUGCAGAAUAAGAAAGAAGAUAAAGUCCAAUCGAUGGAGUGGGUCACAGGAUCAGAGAAAAGUCCCAUUUGCACACAGAAUGAGAAAUUCUCAUUUCAUAUUUCCCCUCAAACUGAAUCUCCUGUCAUGAGAAAUGUCACGACUGAUCCAGUUUUGGUGAGAAAUACAAAACCAGCAGCUAAAAUUGAAGAAAUUCCCACCAAAGCUGAACCAGUGUUAAUUCCUGUUAGAAAACCAGCGUCUGAAAAAGAUUCUGGUGUCCAAAAUCAGACCGUUUCAGAGCAAAAGCGGGUUCCUGCUUUGUUACCAGGGAGGCUGUUAAAAACUGUGGCAACAUCCGAUCAAAACAAAGCCUUUGGAAAAUCAGGACUGGCCACAAAGGAGGAAAAAGAUUCUGUCCAAUCAAAUGAGAAGAGAGAGAAAAUGAAGACGGAAACUAAAAUGAAAUCUCCCACACCAGUUAAAGGACGUGGGCUGGUGAAAAACGUUGCUGGUUUCACAAAACAGGAGGAAAAAACAGUUCAAAGUUAUUUUCACAGUCCAGAGAAAAUCUUCUGCCAGUUAUCAAACUGUGCAAAUAACUGCUGGAUGAAUUCUUCGGUACAGGCGAUUGCAAACCUGCAAACUGUCAAAACAGCUCUCAGUGGCUGUGCCCGAGAACAUCUGAUGCCUUCACCAGUUCCCUUGUUUUCUGAAUUUUUCCUCAAAGUUCUGAAUAAUCCAGGGAGAUAUUUCUCCUCAGGAGAAAUCCUCCCAGUUCUGAAGGACAUUAGCUGGCACAUCCCAUCAUUACAGCUGGCAAAACAGAAUGACAUCGCUGAUUUUCUGAACCCUGUCCUGAAAUGGCUCGAUGAUUGUGGCGUUCAGUCAUCUCUGGAGGUGAGUCACGUGCGCCACUGCAACAACUGUGGACAGGACUCCACAGACACAAACAGCGUGGGAAACUUGGCUUUCAUGUUUACAACACAGCCAAACGACUCCACCAAAGCCCUUCUGGAUCGAAUGAUAUUCGACAACGCCACUGUGAAGACCUGCAGCUCCUGCCAAUCAAAAACGAGCUGCAGCAGUUACCUUAAUUCCCCUGAUGUGGUGGCUUUAUAUCUGCCCAGAGGUUUUUCAGGCAGAGACUUAGUUAUACCGGAUGCAACCAUAGAAAUCCCUCAGCAGACUGGAGCACAGAAGUACAACUUAGCUUCUGUCAUCUGCCACGAACAGCUGUUCUUUGGUAGUGCCCACUUUUACACGUAUGUGAAUUAUAGAAACCAGUUUAUAAAAGCCAACGACACGAGCAUUUCAGUCGCAAAGUCCAACGGAAAGAAGGACAUGUAUGAAAAUGGAAUCAUCUACGUUUAUGAAAGAUGUUCGUAAGAUCUUAUUAGCUCUGCCACUUGCAGCAGAAACUUGUGGGCCAUUCCCAUCUGUACCAGGUCGGCCCGGGCCGGAUAGCGUAGGUUUUUUACAUAUCUGGGUGGCCUGGUAUUUUUCCGGGCCAACCAAGGCUCAUUCUCAGCCCUCUUCUGGAGGGGGUCUGCUUCAGGCCAACCAGGGCCAACACACCCACUGCUGACAGCAAAUUCACACCUUCCAUUAGAGUAAGCCUCUGAUUGGUGGGUAGAAUCAGCCCACAUGGGCUUAAGACAAGGAUGUGUGGAAUCAACCGGGCCAGGCUGGGGCCGACUGGGGCUACCCGGCCCGGGCCGACCCGGUACAGGUGGGAAUGGCCCAAUAAAGACCAGCUUAACCAGUCCUAGAGAGCCGGGAAGGUUGAAAUAUUUACAUCAGGUCAGUUAGUGACUCUGUAUCCAGGAGGACGUUUGAUGGAGAAUUAUAAAACAGACCGCUUUAGAGGUCAACAUGAUAGAUACCAAGGCUCUAAAGAGAGACAAAACAUAACGACCCUCGGAGCCUGUAACACAGAGAACACACACACACACACACACACACACACACACACACACACACACACACACACACACACACACACACACACACACAAAUAUAAAUAUAUAUUAAAUCCACAGCACAAUAUCAUAAUUUAUGCAUCAAAUAAUACAAACACAAGCACUGUUCGAUCUUUAUUAUUGAUUACUUUUCUGUUAUUUAUUAACAUACUAUUUUAUACAUUUAGUUACUUAUUCCAUCUUAUUCACAUGAAGGCGUCAUAUUUUAGCUUCUCACACACACAUCUAUGGGUGCACUAAGGUUUGUCUCAUGGAACGUACAUGGGGCUGGCUCCAUAGAGAAAAGAUUAAAGAUUUUUGAUCAGCUAAAGAGAGUGCAAGCAGACGUAAUAUUGUUACAAGAGAUCUGCCACAUCCGCAGAUGAACUUAAAACACAUGAGUUUCCCAGCAUGUUCUCUGCCUGCUAUAACUCUAGGCAAAGAGGUGUAGCUAUUUUAAUACACAAAAACAUAAAUUUCACAGUAUUGGACACAGUCUCUGAUCCAGAGGGUAGAUUUAUAAUGUUAAAAAUAUCUGUACAGAACCAAAGCUUAUGUAUUGUCAGCAUAUACUGUCCAAAUAUUGAUGACCCUCCAUUCUUUCAUAAUUUUUUCUCUGUACUCUCCGAACACUUGGACUGUCCACUCAUACAUGGAGGUGAUUUUAAUUUUUGGAUGUCUUUAACAGACAGGCUCAGUACAGCUGGGACUCAGCGCAAUUGGCAAUCCACCAACAUAGUUAAACAGUACAUGAGUGAUUAUGGGCUUUGUGAUGCAUGGCGAUCUCUUCAUCCUAACCGUAGAGAGUAUACUUAUUUCUCGCACAUCCAUCACUCUCAUUCACGUUUGGAUUAUUUUCUACUUAGCAGCUCAUUGUUGGCUGACAUUUCAGACACUGAGAUACACCCCAUUGUUGUCAGCGACCAUGCUCCGGUUUCUUUAACUCUGGUAAACAAGAAGACAAUCCCACCAAGCAAUUGUAUGGCAAGCCAAAUGAGCAUUUAUUCUGAUAUCAGGAUAUCAGCCAGAAUUGUCAUGAACAUGUAAGCCAUUUCUGUCCACUAGUUAACUAGUUAGACAUGUUUGUGUCAACUAGUUAAAUAUCGAGGGUGAAAAUGUGCCCACUAGUUAACUAGUGACAGCAGAAAUGUGCACUAGUUAACUAGUGAACACAUUUAGGCUUCAGUAGUUAACUAGUUGACACAAAAACUGCUCACUAGUUAACUAGUAAAAGCAGAAAUGCAUACCAGUCAGCUACUUGAAGGUAUUUGUCUCACUAGUUAACUAGUGAGGGUCAAAAUGUGCACACUAGUUAACUUGUGGUAGACAUAAAUGCGCACUAGUUAACUAGUGAACACAUUUUGGCUUCACUAGUUAACUAGUUGACACAUAAAUGGCUCACUAGUUAACUAGUAAAGACCAAAAUGCAUGCCAGUCAGCUAGUUGAAGGUUUUUGUGUCUCACUAGUUAACUAGUGAUGGCCAAAAUGUGCACACUAGUUAACUUGUGGUAGACAUAAAUGUGCACUAGUUAACUAGUGAACACAUUUUGGCUUCACUAGUUAACUAGUUGACACAUAAAUGGCUCACUAGUUAACUAGUAAAGGCCAAAGUGCACACCAGUCAGCUAGUUGAAGGUUUUUUGUGUCUCACUAGUUAACUAUUGAUGGCCAAAAUGUGCACACUAGUUAACUAGUGAAGGCAUAACUCCUAACUAGUUAACUAGUUGGAGUAGGUCAGUGCCACUAGUUAACUAGUGAACCAUUAAUGGCUCACUAGCUAGCUAGUUGAUGGCAGCAGGCUCACUAGUUACCUAGUUGAUGCAUCCAUUGUCCAAACUAGUUAACUAGUGAGGACAUAAAUGUAUACUAGUAAACUAGUUCAAGUCUACAUUCACACUAGUUAGCUAGUUGCGCAGAAUUCUAAUUAGGAGGCGGCAAAUUUCUCAAAUUAAGACUCUCUAUUGGCUCCCUGUGUCAAAAUAAAAUAUGACAACCAAUCACAGUGCGGAAUUUUGUAAAAUCCCACCCCAAACAUUUGCAUGCAGCACACAAGUUAACAUGCUGGCCAGAGGAACCUCAGCUAGUGAACUAGUAGUGGCUUCAGUGUGACACUUACAUGUAAACUUGUGAAGGCGGAACUGCUCACUAGUUAACUAGAGAGGGUACAAAUGUCCACUAGUUAACUAGUGAGGUGCAAAA